Zootermopsis nevadensis is the source of this 1759-nucleotide messenger RNA. It is a transcript of the gene l(2)37Cd, whose product is annotated as general transcription factor IIIC subunit l(2)37Cd. Gene Ontology annotation, biological process: transcription initiation at RNA polymerase III promoter. Gene Ontology annotation, molecular function: RNA polymerase III type 1 promoter sequence-specific DNA binding; RNA polymerase III type 2 promoter sequence-specific DNA binding. The record is from RefSeq and is a predicted model, not a curated record. Gene Ontology annotation, cellular component: transcription factor TFIIIC complex. Lineage: Eukaryota; Metazoa; Arthropoda; Insecta; Blattodea; Termopsidae.
UACGUACCGGUACUUAAUUAAUGUAGUAAAUUAAAUUCCUUGCAAAUUUUGGAAUGUAAUAAAUAUAGAUAACGGAUGUGUAAGUAUAUAGAGGCAUUAAGAGUAAUUGUUCCAAUAUAACCUCAAAACCCAAUACUUCGUGGAUUAAGUGAACACAGGGACGAGACCAUGGACAGUGAAGAACAUUGUAAUAUUCAUAACUUUGACAAACAACUGAUUCUAGUUGAAUACCCAGGAGUUGUUGAAAAUGAGGAUAGAGCCAUUAGAACUCUGGGAGGACUGCAUAAUAUUUCAACGACAUACUCUUUAAGAAACAGAAGAUUAGAACUCCGUUUUCGGCCUGAUGAUGCUUUCAGCAAACCUGCAUGUGGUGAUCGACAUAAGACAUUAUCACUCCUCCUGAAAGUGACAGUACAUCGGAAGAAAAAUAAAAAUGGCCAGAUUAUAAGUGAAUCUUCAGUAGAUGACUCUGACAGCUCCUCUAGCACAUAUUCUGAGGGCUAUUCAGGAAAUACGACUUGCAGCAUAGCUGUCUUGGGCAGAGUAGAAACUGCUUAUCGAUUUAGAAAUCUGUGCGACUUCCAGUACCUUCCCAUGAAUCCUGAAUUUGGUAACCAUGGGCCCAAUGUGUGCAAAUACAGUAACCUGGUUCCAAUUGGACUUCCUACUUCUUCGUGGCUGACUGGAGAUGCACCGUAUUUCCUGCCACCAGCUACUUUCUCACGUAUGGAUACAAUGCAGCAAUAUCUGUACCGGAAGGAAACGGGAGUUGAUAGCACUACACCUCCAAACAUAAUUGGCAGAACAAGACACCGCAGAUCUGGUCACGCAAUCUUUGUGACAUUUGACAUUCCAGAUAUUCCCAAGAAACCACGGACCAUUGCAAUGAAACUGUUACGUCUAAAAUUUCUUCAGGGAGUACAUCUUGAGACAGUCAAAAAGAUCUUUGAAGAACGUCCUGUUUGGUCCAAAAAUGCGCUUAUGUAUUUGACCAAAUAUUCCAGUGCCCAGCUAAAAUAUCUAUUACCUGCAGUUGCAUAUUACUUUGUAACUGGUCCAUGGAGAGUCAUGUGGGUUCGCUUUGGAUAUGAUCCACGACUAGAUGCUACGUCUCUCAAGUAUCAGACAUUGGACUACAGACUUCGAACAGUUGGUGGAUUAAAGAUGAAAGUGAAGGCCAAGAGAAGUUACUGCAACUAUCUCCUGCCUUAUAAAUCGAGUCCAUCGUGCCGUCCUAAGACGGCUGUUAUCACAAAGGAAAACUUGCAGCCUGAGAAAAUGGAAGAAAAACAAAGUGAAGAUAACACAAAUAAUGAAAACAUCUACGUAUUCCAUCCUGGAAUGUUGCCUCCUUCCAGGCAGAUGUUUUAUCAGUAUUGUGAUAUAGAUGUGCCUGAAAUUCAAGAGAUGUUGGAAAAGUUACCAGCCCCAGCACCAGGUGCUAAAUGCCAUGACCGCUUGGGGUGGAUGCCAAGUGGCAUGGAUGACAGAUGCCGAGAAAUCAUCAACAAGCUUAUCACAGAAGUUCUGAAGCGGGAUAAUGUGCUCAUACCACCCAGUGAAAUUGACAAACAAAAUAGAGAUCAAGAAAAGGACAGUGACAAGGACUGUGAUUAUGAAGAUGAUGAUGAUGAUGGUGGUGAUGAGAGCACUUGAUGAUCCACUGAUUUAUAUCAAAAGGGUGAAAGCUGGAUGAGGCAAAUAAGUAUGAGAUAUGAAGACAAUGAAGGACACAAUAAAUACAUACUACAUACAGUGA